AUUUUUGCAAACACAAGAGUUGAGCGUAUUUAACUUGUUGAAAGUUGGAUAAAAUGCCAACAAUCAUAGCUUUGGAUGCAUCGCUAUCGAUGCUGCGUCCUGUGCCGGGUCGCAAUGAGCACACAUAUCAAUCACUGGCUCUGAAGGGAAUACAACAUCUGCUGGACAAUUUGACGGGAGCCGGGAAACUGGAACAUUUGGCAUUGGUGUCUUACACUACAGUUUGUGAGCUGAAAGUGGAUUUUACGCGGGAUUAUGAUCAGAUACGUCAGGCAAUUAAGAAAAUCGAGCCGCUGGACAAGGCCUGUCUAAUGACGAUGCUGAAGACAAGCGUCAGCUUAAUGGCCACUUGGGGCACUCAGAAUCUGCUGCAGCUUGUGGUGUUUACGGAUUGCGGGCCGGGAUUUGGUAGCACAUCGAUUGCCGGAUUCUUAGAGUGUUAUGUGGGCAAGGAAACCGAACAGGAAUAUGCUUGGCUAAAAACGCUGGCCAACUACAAUUUGAAUUUCAUCUGUCUGGGCGUACACGGAGAUUCAUAUUUUACGCGUGGUCUGACAUUGCAUCAACAGCUCUUGGAUGUGGCUGCUCUUAAGGGUCAGCUGUUUACGACGAAGCCGAUGAAGAGCGGGGCGGAGUCCGGAGAUGCCACCACGGGCGGUAGUCACAAGAGCGAACUGGGACGCACGGCCGUGUUUGAGUUAAUUGAACGCCUCUGUGAGAGCAGCUACAAAUCAACGGAGGUGACUCUCAAAUGCGGCCAUUACUUUCGCAUGGAGAGCCAGGUGCUGCUCUGGCCACCCCCGAUGCCCUAUGAGCAAGGCGCGCUUUAUGGCGGCGAUGCCACAAUUCGUCAUAUUGAACAGCGCAUUGAUAUAUGCGGCUUUCUGGCGUUGUCCGACAUUGGUUCACCGGCUACACUGAGUCGACAUUGGAUACUGCCCAAGGUGGAUCGCGAAAAACCAAGUCGACGCUCUGGCGGAUUGGGAGCAGUUGCAAAACCACCUAAACUAACGUUAGAUACGGGCAAUCCUCACUAUGAGCUGGAGAAGUUGGAGCAGGACAUACGUGAUUUUUACACGAAGGAUGCCAAGGAUACGGAGGAGAGCGGUGACGAUGCCGACGUUGUGGUGCUCAAGCACAGCUCGACCUCACAGUCGGAACAACAAAAGGACACCCUGUGUGUGCUGCUUCAUGGCGCCUUGAAACUGGAGAACAUGGCAGCACUUGUGCUGCUUGGCGAGAAAUGGUAUGGCUUCAUUUACUCCUACACCGAUACUAAGAAGAAGUCCAAUUUAAUGCUCAACAUACUUCCGCCGGGCUCCAAUGUAAUUCCCUGGCUGGGGGAUCUGGAACUGCUGGGCUUUCCCGAAGAUUUAACGCCCGGUGAAACAGCCAGUUUUCCUGUGCGCGCCGAGCGUCGUUCAUAUUCCCAAAGCAGUGUCGUUUGGAUACGCCAGGCGAGUCUACAAUCCGACGUGCAGAAGGUGUUGCGACAUGCCAAGAAAAUGCCGGACAAGACUCAACAUUUCUACAAGGAAUUGAAUCGCAUUCGACGCGCCGCCUUGGCUCUUGGUUUCGUGGAACUGCUCGAAGCUCUGGCCUUGUUGCUGGAGAAGGAAAACGCUCAGUUGACCCUGAACGGUGUCAGCACUGAGUGCACACUGCAGCUGCAACAUGCGGCAACUGAGCUACGGAAAACCUCGAACCGUGACAUUAAGUCCACCAUUGUGCCGCUCCAGAAAGCAACUGCAGCUGAAGCCAGUGCAACCGCUCCAGCAGCUCCAGCGGGCUAUUUAUAUUAAAGUAUACUUUUAAUAAUUAAUAUUAAUGCAUUUUUACUAAUUAAAUAAGUCGUAAAAUGA
Drosophila innubila is the source of this 1862-nucleotide messenger RNA. RefSeq names its product integrator complex subunit 14 (gene IntS14). Gene Ontology annotation, biological process: snRNA 3'-end processing. The transcript has 2 exons. The record is from RefSeq and is a predicted model, not a curated record. Gene Ontology annotation, cellular component: integrator complex. The coding region runs from base 54 to 1802 and encodes 582 amino acids. Lineage: Eukaryota; Metazoa; Arthropoda; Insecta; Diptera; Drosophilidae.